Molecule: messenger RNA, 2561 nt
Organism: Helicoverpa zea (corn earworm)
Lineage: Eukaryota; Metazoa; Arthropoda; Insecta; Lepidoptera; Noctuidae
Gene: Pus7
Product: pseudouridylate synthase 7 homolog
Exons: 11
Coding region: 266-2542 (758 amino acids)
Biological process (GO): pseudouridine synthesis
Cellular component (GO): nucleus
Molecular function (GO): pseudouridine synthase activity; RNA binding
Source: RefSeq, a predicted model, not a curated record
UCAGUGUCAUUCAUUCAAGGUGUAUAAAACGUUUUGUUUGGGAUUGGGAUUGAAUUUGCAUUUAAUUUGCAGUGAUUUCGUUCGCGUGCCCGUGUCGGCUUAAAGCCCUUCUGAAAGUAUUUCGUGAUUUCAUUUUAUAAUAAGUACAUGUGCAUUAACAGUUUACAAAAAGUGAAAGUAUUAAAUACUCAGAACUUUAAGUUUGUGCUAAUUUAACCAAAACAGUGUUUAGUUUUUAUAGGUUAAGUAUUGAUUAUAAGAGAAAAUGAAUAACAGCAGGCCGUGGAAUCGAGGUAAUCGUGAUCGUAAUAUGAGACGAGGGUUUAGGGGUGGCCGCGGGGGCAACAGAGGAUGGUCAGGUAACCACAGAGGCUUCAAGCCGCACAUGGGGAACUUCGAUGGUCAGGGUGGUGGCCCAAAAUAUCAAAACAAUUACUCAGGAAAGAAGGGCGUGUGGGUAAAGAGAGAUACCCCCGGAAAGAGAUUGUCUGAAGAAGAUAUUGGUGUGACAGAAUAUAUAAGUAAACUGCCAGGAUUCAAUGGAAUUAUUAAAUCAAGAUAUUCAGAUUUCCAAGUAUCAGAAAUAAACGAGCAAGGUGAGAUAGCCCAACUGACAUGCUUGAAGGCACCGCCUGCCCCUGAAGAGGAAGCCGUAGUUGAGGAUGAGUACCUGCUCCUCACGAAGUACAACCUGGAGAUACUGCCCACUGAGACGUGGGAUAAGAUUAAUAACUUGGCAGUCAGUAAAGAUCCUGAGCCGGACUGCGUUGAGAUUGACAUGGAGGGCGUAACUAAGGAGCAGAGAACUAAGAUCCAUGAUGCAGUCAAAAAGGCUUUCGGAGACAGUAUAGUUGGUAGCACCGUCAAUAUUGAAGACAAGAAGUUGAUGAGAUUCCAAAAGUUCAAGAAAGGAGUGCGCAUAGACAACAGAGUGAAGUGGAUGUGGCCAGCAGAGUAUGUGCAUUUCAUAGUGCACAAGGAGAAUUGUGACACAAUGGAUGCUGCCGUACGGAUUGCUGAGCGAAUAGGAGUGCACGUGAAGCCAUCAAUGCUCGGCUAUGCUGGCACAAAAGACCGUCGCGCGAAGACUUCGCAAUGGUUCAGUGCUCGUCGACUGGACCCCAACCGGUUUGUGGCAGCCACGCGGUUCCUGAAGGACAUACAUGUUGGCAACUUCUGCUUUAAAGAUUAUAAUCUCAAGUUGGGGAUGCUGCAGGGAAACAGAUUCCGCAUCGCUCUCCGCAACGUGACAGCUUCAGAUGAAGUAGUGGAUGCUGCGUGUAAGCAUCUGCAGGAACAUGGGUUCAUCAAUUAUUAUGGUCUUCAACGGUUUGGGUCCAGGGUCGAUACCCCGACGUAUAAUAUCGGCUUGAAGCUGCUGCAAGGGAAUUUUAAGGAGGCAAUCGACAUGAUACUCGAGUACCGGGCGGGUCCACUAGAAGAAGCUCUCCAGCUAUACGCGAGCGCGGGCGCCGCCGCCGCCGCGCGCGCGCUGCCGCGCCGCGCCGCGCACAGCGAGGCGCGCCUGCUGCGCGCGCUGGCCGCCGCGCCGAGAGACCUGCUCGGGGCGCUGGGAAAGCUAGCCCGCAACACUCGUCUCCUGUACUUACACUCGUUCCAGUCUCUAGUGUGGAACCGUAGUGUAUCGGAAAGAUUGCGGCGCUUUGGUCUCAAGCCGGCGGUCGGCGACCUCGUGCCACUCGUGAAAGUUGAUAGAGACGACGAAUUCGAAGACGAAGAAUCAGAUUCCGAAGAAAAUCAAACAGACGAAAAUCAAUCAGAAAAUAACCAAAACGACACAAGCACAGAUGAAACAAAACAAGAUGGCGACGAUAAACCAAAGGACGUAACCGACACAGAAACUAAUCAAUUCAAAGAUAAUAAACAAAAACAGGAAGAGAAACCGAAAAUACCAGUGAAGGUAUUAACGCAAGAAGACGUAGAUAGUGGCAAAUAUACUGUGUUUGAUAUUGUUAUGCCACUUCCAGGGUAUUCUGUGGAUUACCCGCCGAAUAUGAAGGAUUUUUAUGAGGAAGAGCUUAAGAAAGUUGGUCUGACGCUGGAAAUGAGGCAUAAGAUUAAGAGCUACAGCAUGUCAGGCGCAUACCGUCAUAUAUGCGUGGUGCCGCGUGACGUCACGUGGCGCUGCGUGCGCUACUCGCAGCCCAGCGCAGACCUGCUGCUGUCCGACUUGGAGAUGAUGAGGCAGGAGACGCUGUCGGGGAUCAUUGAAGACGGCAAAUACAAAGCCCUACUCCUAACACUGACGCUUCCAGCGAGUUGCUACGCCACAAUGGCAUUACGGGAGCUCCUCAAAGUUGACACAUCCAGUGACAACCAGGCUUCACAGAAUAACUACCACAAAACACCCAGUUCUACGGAAACCAGUGAAAGUGGGGACAAAUCCAAGAUGGAAACCGAGAGUGGGGACAAAUGCAAGGCAGAGUCCGAAAGUGCGGAUAAAAUGAAAGAGGAGUCUGGGGAGAAACGGAAAAUAGACAGUGAGACUGUAGAUGCCAAGAAACAGAAAGUAGAUGAAUAAAAGAUUUUUAUUUUAUUUA